This is a messenger RNA of Punica granatum (pomegranate), 2579 nucleotides long. Lineage: Eukaryota; Viridiplantae; Streptophyta; Magnoliopsida; Myrtales; Lythraceae. The record is from RefSeq and is a predicted model, not a curated record.
AAAGCAGAGGGGGAAGAAGGGAUGGGGGGGAAAAUGGGCGAUUAUCGUGGCAUCACUACAAAAAGGUGAAAUGCGCUUUUCAUUAUCACUCAUCUCAUCAUCAACCACUCCGAGCGGUGAAGAAAGCAGCAGCGGAAAGGAAAUGGGCUGUCUCUGUGUGAAGGAGAGAGAUGAUUGGCCGUUGCUUUCUACAACUAGGGUUUGAUUAUGGAAGCCCUUCCAGUCCUUCCCUCCCUUCCUUUUUGCACUCUCCCACUCGCUGUCUGUUCUCCACAUUCGCCUACCGCCGCCACCGCCAUCGCCUCCUCGGCUUCUGCAUAACGCCGUUUGAUUGAUUGAGGGGCCGCCCCGGUUCUUGUUUUUUCUUUUUUCCUGACGAUGCGGAUCGGUCCUGGUUCUUGCUGUUGAUGCGGAUUCCGGAGCUUGCUUUACAGGGUGGUGAUUGGCCGAGGAUAGGAAUGUCAACUGCUGGAUACUCGUUGAAUGUGAUGGAUGAUUUAUUCGGGUACCUUCUUGUUGGAUUCUUGUGGGCUCCGUUUACUACUGUGCUUUUGAGGGGACUCUGCGGGUUUGUGGAUUGACGAAUCGUUCUGCGUGUGAGAUCUGUCUGUUCCAACUGAAUAAGUGGAUUGAGAGGAUGUCCAUCAGAUUUGGGCUCUAACUAGCGACUUAGAAGUGCAUCCACCUGAGAGAAGUAGGAAAUAAUGGGAGAGGCUCCGGUCACUGCGCUCUCAAUGGAGAAUCAUCAUCCAUCAACCCUUUUGUCCAUGGAUUCUGGGUUUCUUUCGCAUGAUGAAUUGGAGAGAGAGCUCAACCGCUCGAUCAUCCAUUCUGGACCACCUGACAUCAAUCUCCCAUUGUCAUGUAGGCCUAGUCCACCUCACCUGACUUGGAAUGACCCCUAUGACAUCUUAGAUGUUGGACUAGGACCUCAAGUUUAUGAAACUGAGACCACUAUUACUAUGCCAAAAGCAGUGCGGAAGAGCACCAAGCGUCUCGACAGUGUCUGGGGUGCCUGGUUUUUCUUCAGUUUUUACUUCAGGCCCGUAUUAAACGAGAAGUCGAAGUCCAAAGUAAUUCAGGAUAGUAAUGGCGUGUCUGGAUAUGAGAAAUCGGACUUGCAGCUGGAUGCCUUCUUGGUUCAGCAUGAUAUGGAGAAUAUCUACAUGUGGGUGUUCAAGGAAAGGCCUGAAAAUGCACUAGGGAAGAUGCAGCUGAGGAGCUAUAUGAAUGGGCACUCUCGGCAAGGGGAACGGCCUUUUCCUUUUAGCGUGGACAGAGGUUUUGUCCGAUCUCACAGGAUGCAAAGGAAGCACUACCGCGGCCUUUCCAAUCCACAGUGCCUUCACGGGAUCGAAAUCGUUCGCACUCCGAAUCUUGCCAGUCUUGACGAGGAAGAGAGGAGCAGAUGGGCUGAUCUGACUGGCCGAGAUAUGAACUUCUCUAUCCCACUCGAGGCCAGCGAUUUCAGCUCGUGGAGGAAUGUCUCGAACACUGAAUUGGAGCUCGAAAGGCUGCAGCCCCCUCAGAAGAGCAACACAAGCCACCACCCUCGGAAGCUGCUCAAUGGAUGUGCCUUAAACCUCUCCACACAGCCAUCCGACAAUAGCAAUGGCGAUGUGGUGGAUGUCUCCCCUGUCUCCAACAAGAGGAAGAAAGAUUUCUUCCCUCGUGGACCCGAUGAGUUCUGCUCAUCGAACAGUUCCCACUCCGACAGGGCUCUGGACCUAAAGAUCAAUUCCAUCGGGCCUCAAUGGUCAAAUGAUUUCAGCGGGGUCAUGAAGAAUGUUCAUGGCCCUGUCACUGCAGCAAAAGCAAUCUACGAGGAUGACCAAGGGUUCCUGAUCAUUGUGAGUCUGCCCUUUGUCGAUCUUCAGAGGGUGAAAGUCACUUGGAGGAACACCCACUCUCAUGGGAUCGUGAAGAUAUCUUGUGUUAGUAAUUCGUGCAUGCCAUUCAUUAAGAGGCAUGAUAGGACAUUUAAGCUAACAGAUCCAACACCAGAGCACUGCCCUCCUGGGGAAUUUAUUAGGGAAAUUCCCCUGCCCACCCGCAUCCUCGAGGACGCCAAGCUUGAAGCCUAUCGUGAUGAGAUGGGGUCCACGCUCGAGAUCUUAGUCCCAAAGCAUCACGAGGGGCCAGAAGAGCACGAGGUCCGCGUCUGCCUCCGCCCCUCCACUUGGACCGAGCGGGGGUUCGUUGACCUGGAGGAGGCCUUGGUGUGAGAAAGAGAUGCGCAGUCGAUUAUUUCUCAUGGUCUGUGCUUCCCUCUUUACUAUCUUAAGAAUAGAAGUUUGAACUCAUGGAAUCGAAAACAGUACGUCAUGGAACAUCGUUAGUUUCUACUAUUAGUUAUGCAUUGCGCUGGAGGUGAUGGUGAUAUCAUUAAUAUUGGUGUCUUCUUUUUAACUCAUAGCGUUGUUGUCAGGUUGUUGUCUUGGACCUUUAAACAAGGUUAAUAUGUUUGAUGCUUUUUUCUUCUGAUAUUCUGAUGUCAAGAUCUGAACUUUAUUAUUAGUUGGUGUUAUUUUGUACUUGUCCGUUUCCUUGUUUAAUGCAUGAUAGUCUUGAUCCUUGAA